UUUAUUUCAAAUAUUUUUAAUUUUAAAAUUAUUGUUUUAUAAAAUUUAUAUAAUUAUUAUAAUUAAUUAAUAUUUUAAAUAUGGAGAUGUAAAUUCGUUGUAAAAUUCCACGUUAAGUCCUCGUAACGUUUACGAGGAAUUUACAUGAAGUCGUUGUAAAGUCCUCGUAAAAUUUACAUCGACUUUACGUGGAAGCCUUACGUGGCUUUUACAACGAACUAUUACGAGGUAUUUACAUCGUCAUUUACGAGGGCAUUACGACGAAUAGUUUCCUUCCGCUUUACGAGGAAUUGACUUCCUCGUAAACGUAACUAGGACUUUACGACGAAACCUCCGUUACGACGAGCGUUUAACAACGAAACGCGUAUCGAUGUUAAUUCGUCGUAAAGCCCCUAUUACGACGAAUGUACAACGAAUACCGCCCUCGUAAAAAAUAUGUUUUCUUGUAGUGAAUAUGGAUCUCAUAGAACAAGAAUUUUUUUUUUUAAACCUAAUUGGUAAAAAAAAACUUUAGAAACUUAUAAUCUCACAAAGCCUUCAAAGCCCUAAUGCCAAUAUAUCACACAUUUGAUGUAAAAUGGUUUUAAGUAUAAUUUUACAUUCAAAAGAAGUCUAAUUCUAUACUUCCACUUUUAAAAAUAUAUAAAUUUUUAGUUUUGUCUUUGUUUAACUAUUAAUUAAAAUGCAUAAUAUUAUUCUUAUUAAUUUAAUUAAUCACAUAAGAAAUAAUCGUAAAAACUAUACUCAAAUAAUCAAAUAACACUUACUUUGUAACAAAUAUACUAUAGAAUAACACAUAAUAGGAAAGCCAGAGAGUAUUGAAUAAAAGCUAUAAAUUAUAUUUUUAGCUUUUUCUAAUUUUUGCUUUGAGUUUUUUUUUUUAGAAUAUUUGCACUGUCUACACAAGCUUUAUCUCAUAUUUGCACUGUCUACAGUGCUUAAUAGUGCUUAAUUCACUCUUUUUUUUUAUUGAAUCAAAUCAUGUACUUUAAAGUCCUUUUGUCCUCUUUUCAAGUUUUUUUUUUUUUUUUUUGUUAAGUAUGAGAAUUUUCAUUAAAAAAAUUAAUGACACAGGGAGAUUACAAGUUCUGAAAAACUCAAAUCCUAGAAAUCUAAUAAGCUAAUUAAAGCACAUAAGCUAAAGAGAGCCACAAAAAAACUAAAAAGACUCUCUAAAAUUACUACUUAAGGUUUAAUCAUAAUCCUAAGGAUUAGGCUAAAGCUUUGCGAAGGAACAUUUUCGAACAACCAUUUGGUUUCAGUAGAUCACUUCUUGGUGUUGAUACCGGAACCUGCAGCAAGAGAAGAAGUCAUAGGGGUUAACAACCGGAGAACAGUCCGAGACACUAAAGAUGCAAACUUGAAAAACUCUUUUCAAGUUUUAUAAUGCUUUAGAAGAGAAUGAGUUAUUUUGAAUGCAAACGAAUAACUAAAGAUGCAUAACUCUAUGCAGAUGAAUCAGAAGUUUGGCAAUGGAUAUAAGACCUCUCACCUAUGGACUAAAUUCAUUUUUGGAUACAAGAUCAAGAAUUGCGUUAUCUUUCAGAGACUCGAACUGAAGAAGACGAGACGUCGUGUCUGUUCCCAUCUCUUUCUCAUGUCUUGUUUGUGCAUUCACGGACGUUGUGUCUUUUUCACUCGUCCGCUUCUUUGUCUAUUUCUCCUUCCGCGCUUGAAGAUGCUGCCGGCGGUGGAUUUUGCCCCGGUUGGUGAAUGCUUCUUCGCCAGUGGACUAAUUUUUGCAAGUAUUAAUCUAUACAUGAAUCAGACCCAAAUCAAAUAUCUUAUAUUCGUAUGAUAUUCGAAUUAAUUUUAGAAGACUAUUCGAAGUAACUGCAGUUUCUUGAGUAGGAGAGGAGGAAAGCUUGCAGAUUCUCUUCUCUUUUGGUUUAGUACGAGAUAAAAAAAAAAUUAAAUGUACCGAUGAAAAACUUCUCAUUGUAAUUAUUUACAAGAAUAUCCUUUUACCAAAACCUAAACUACUUUGGUAAAACCUACCGAUAUACAUAAAUACACAAGUAUAUAUUAUUCUGUUACGUCAAUCAUAAUCUAAAUUAAAUAUUAUUUUUUUCAUAUCUCACGUUAGAUUGUGUAUUUAUCAACAAAAAAAAAAUCAUAACAAUCCGUCUUAACCAUAAGAAGUCAAUAAGAACUUCAAUAUUUUCUGUGAUUAUUUAAUCUGCGUGGCAAAGACUCAAAACUAAAGACUAGAGAGAGAAAAAGCCAGCGAGCGAGAGAGAGAGAGAGGGGGAAAGAGUAAAAGAGAAUCUACAGAAUUGAAACGUAUUGGUUCAAUCUCUUAGAUUUUCGUUUCUUUAGUUGUUCAUUCUUCAAAUAAAAAUCUCUCUCUUAUUUACCUUAAUCAGUAUUUUUCCAUUAAUAUCUAAGAUCUCAGAUUAUCUUUCCAUUAAGAUAUAUAUAUAUUCUCUUUCAUUUUUUUUGUUUUCGGGUAAUUCAGCUUUUCCUUAGUCAUGGACUCCUCUGGCAUCAACAACACCAACAGCGAAAGCCAUGAAGAGCAGAAUCCAACUCCGGUGAAUCAACUAGGUGCCACUCAGUUGCAACCUUCUCAGCCUCAACCCAAUUACUCUCGCAGAUUUCUAGAUGAACGGCUAUCUAGAUUCCCCAGUGGUGCUGAUCUGCAAACCCUAGAAUCCUCCUUCGGUUCGCUCUCCGUUGCCGAUUCAAGUGUUCCUCCGUUUCUUGAAAACCGUUGGACCAAUGGAUCGUCUUCUUCGUCGUCGUCACUACAAUACCAAGAGAUCAAUGGCGCCCCUGGCUAUAACGGGAGAUGGGAUAGUAGUUAUAGGAAUCCUAACAGUGGUGUUUUCCGAAACGGAAACUCGCAAGACGUUCCUCCUUUGUCAAGAGGUCGUCAUUGGGGUUCCAACAAUGGACUAGGUUAUGUAAGGAACAAUAGUUCUUGGAAGAGCAACCAAGGGUUCUUGAACAACCAUGAUCAGUCUCUGUAUUUCGGGAACCCUAGAACGAGAUCGAUUGCUUCGCUUGCUAAAGAUCAGAGUUCGAGUGCUGAGUUGCAGAGGAAGAUCUCCGAGGGUUCCAAGGAGACCAUCGAUGUGGUUUUCGAGGGUAUUAUCUUUCAUGUCUGUGACUUGAUGGUUGACCCUUAUGGCCAUCACGUUCUGAGGAAGCUUAUGGAGAGGUGCAGCUCUGAACAGAUCUCUCAGAUUGUUGAUGUCAUCACUCAGCAACAGUUUGGAUUUGUUAAAAUUUGCACUGAUCCUGUCGGAGCCCUUGCGGUAAAGUCGCUGUUGAGGUGUCUUCAAACUGAGGAACAAGUUUUACGCAUAGUGGGAGUUGUCAGCUUGGGAGCACUUUUAUUGACAAGGAGCAGCAAUGCAUUUGUGAUUCUCCAAUGCUUCAAGCAGUUUAAUCCCUCCCACACUAGGGAGCUUCUUGCAGUUAUCGCUCAGAACUGUUUGCAGAUAGCAACUGAUGAAUAUGGCUGCCGCAUGCUUCAACAAUGUCUUGAAACUGGUUGUAACGUGGUAAAGCAAAGAUUGAUUCAGGAGAUAAUCGCGAACGCGUUGAGAAUCUGCGCUGACUCCUACGGAAACUACGUGGUGCAGUAUCUACUGGAGCUCGGUGAUCCAAAUGUAACAGUUUCGCUCAUAAAACAGCUGCUAGGGAACUACGCGUUCCUCGCUCGUAACAAAUUUGCAAGCCAUGUUGUGCAAAAGUUCUUGAAAAUCGAGUAUAUCGACCCUAGCUUGAUCGUAUACGACUUGCUUAAAGAUAUUGAUACACUUCUUCUUGAUCCGUUUGGAAACUAUGUCAUUCAAACGGCAUGGUUUGUCUGUAAGGACGAGUUGCGCAUGAUCUUGAUGAUGCAUAUUGAUCGUAAUAAACGAUUGAUGAGGUGCAACAUGUAUGGGAAUAAAAUUCUGGAGAGACUCAAUCUCUAGAGGGGAGAAAGAAUUAAGAAUGUAUUUGCUUCAGGUUUUUUUAUGUCAUUGGUUUGUAUUUUUGACUUAAUCGUCGUUGGGUUUUUUAGGUGAGUGUUUUGUGGUGGGUUUGUUUUGUGAAAUCAUACACCAUUAUAUGUCCUGUAUUGGGAGAUUUGUCUUGGUGUUUGUCUUCUUUAGCAACUCUGUCUGUAAAAGACUCCGACUACUAAAUGUAUAUGUUUGUUGUUUUUAUUCUUGUUUUGCUUCACUGCUUACUUCGUUCAACCUAUUAUUCUUCGAUUAUUAUUGUCUCUUGUUUCAUUUACAAUACGUACUUAUAUAUGCAGAGCCGGCCCUUGGGCCAAGCCAAUGAAGUCCAUGCUUCCGGCCACAAAAUUUAAUCAAGUAUUUUCGGCCACAAAAUUCAUAAAAACUUCUUUAGUCUAGUGGUAUAGCGUACAAAUAAUAGACUUCUUUGGGGCGUCCUGGGUUCGAAUCUGCUGUAGUAAGGAUUUUUUUCUUUUUUUUUUGAUAAGUAGCCACAUUUUUUUUUUUUGCUUCCAGCCUUCUAAAACCUAGGACCGGCUCUGUAUAUAUGCUUUUGAUGAAAUUUGUUUGAGAAUGCUUAGAGCUUUUUUUGUGUUCUUAUUGUUUCAAAAAAUAUUGUUACUACUUACUAGUGUUUUGAUAAGAGAUCUCCAGUUGAAGAUACUCUUUGAAUAUCUAGAUAUUUUUUUAAAAAAGGGAAAUUAGCAUGAAUCUAUAAAAAUAUUAUAUCUCAGGUACAAUCGACAAAUCUGUUUUUCCUCCCAAAAAGGUGAUAAAAACCCCAUAAACUCUGUUUGUAGCUCCUCCUUCCUCUCAAAGAAGGUGAUUGGAAAUCAUUCUGGUGCAUAAGUCGCUUGGUUGGAUCUCUCUGCCCCAAAACCAAGGAGAGAACUGGGGAUCCGUAACAUUGAGGUUUAGAGUGAAAAUAUGCUGUAAAGCUUAUUUGGAUGCUCUUUUUUAGAGCUGGAUCUAUUUGGAUGGCUUUGAGGCAUACAUACCUAAAUCAUGCUCAUCUUUGGUCUCUAUAUGAGAAACCUAUAACUUUUCUUGGAUGUUUCAGAGAUUACUCAAGCUAACCAUUGCAGUUCGGAGCUUAAUUAAGUUUUGAAUUUUUUUCUUAAGCAUUAAUAAAGAGAGUUAUUCUUAUACUUGAUCUUAUUUGAUUCUUGAGUUCUAGAGAACAUGGGAGUGAGAAUCUUCUUUCGUCGUUACUGUCUACUAUCCGAUGAAGAAGGCGGAUGAAAACGGAUUUGAUCAAACAUCGCACUAGGACAACAUCUACUAUCUGAUGACAGUGAUGAUGAAGGAGAACAUUCCAGCGGAGGUUAAAAAGACAAUACCAUGGCUCAUCUGGUUCAUAUGGAAGAGCAGGAACAACAUCAUUUUUGAAGGAAGAUAGAUUAUACCGGAGGAAGUGAUGAAGAAGGCGUAUGUGGAA
This is a messenger RNA of Brassica napus (rape), 5394 nucleotides long. RefSeq names its product pumilio homolog 14-like. Bases 2472 to 3926 code for a protein of 484 amino acids. Gene Ontology annotation, cellular component: cytoplasm. Gene Ontology annotation, molecular function: mRNA binding. The record is from RefSeq and is a predicted model, not a curated record. The transcript has 5 exons. Gene Ontology annotation, biological process: post-transcriptional regulation of gene expression. NCBI's taxonomy places the organism in Eukaryota, Viridiplantae, Streptophyta, Magnoliopsida, Brassicales, Brassicaceae.